Drosophila ficusphila is the source of this 1902-nucleotide messenger RNA. It is a transcript of the gene Gpdh1, whose product is annotated as glycerol-3-phosphate dehydrogenase [NAD(+)], cytoplasmic. NCBI's taxonomy places the organism in Eukaryota, Metazoa, Arthropoda, Insecta, Diptera, Drosophilidae. The record is from RefSeq and is a predicted model, not a curated record. The transcript is spliced from 7 exons. The coding region runs from base 389 to 1450 and encodes 353 amino acids. Gene Ontology annotation, biological process: glycerol-3-phosphate catabolic process; carbohydrate metabolic process. Gene Ontology annotation, cellular component: cytosol; glycerol-3-phosphate dehydrogenase (FAD) complex. Gene Ontology annotation, molecular function: glycerol-3-phosphate dehydrogenase [NAD(P)+] activity; NAD binding; protein homodimerization activity.
GCUGCAUUGCUCCGAAUUUCUCGAACUGGAAUAAAAUAUUAAGAUUGGACAUUCGCUUAAAGUCAAAGGUUGUUUAAGCCAUGAGAACUCCUAGAUGGCCUGCGCACACCAUCCCUAAAGAUAGUAAGCUGGUUUCCAGUUCCUGAAUCUCUCGCACGAACACAUACACACUGGUCCGCUCUACGCUCUCCCAAUCGCCACGCAUUGUUGUUGGCGCAGUGCUUGUUUUGCUUAUAUUAGCAUGUGCGGAGUGCAAACCAAGAAUCAUUAGUUGCCGUGGAUUCAACGUGUCAGUGUCAGCUCCAAAUACAAUUUAUUAAUUGCGCCAAAGCGAAGUGAAGUAGCACCUUAAACGCAGAGUAAAAAAAAGAAAAGCAAACACAGCAGAAUGGCGGAAAAAGUAAAUGUGUGCAUUGUGGGCUCCGGCAACUGGGGUUCGGCUAUAGCGAAAAUUGUGGGAGCCAACGCCGCUGCUCUGCCGGAAUUCGAGGAGCGGGUGACCAUGUUCGUCUACGAGGAGCUGAUUGACGGCAAGAAGCUGACCGAGAUCAUCAACGAGACCCACGAAAACGUGAAGUACCUGAAGGGACAUAAGCUGCCCCCGAAUGUGGUCGCCGUGCCCGACCUGGUUGAAGCCGCAAAGAACGCCGACAUCCUGAUCUUCGUGGUUCCUCACCAGUUUAUCCCCAACUUCUGCAAACAGCUCCUGGGCAAGAUUAAACCGAACGCUAUCGCCAUCUCCCUGAUCAAGGGCUUUGACAAGGCUGAGGGCGGUGGCAUUGAUUUGAUUUCCCACAUCAUCACGCGUCACCUGAAGAUCCCAUGCGCCGUGUUGAUGGGCGCCAACUUGGCGAACGAAGUGGCCGAGGGAAACUUCUGCGAAACAACCAUCGGCUGCACGGACAAAAAGUAUGGCAAGGUUCUGAGGGAUCUCUUCCAAGCAAACCACUUCCGUGUGGUGGUUGUGGACGACGCGGACGCCGUUGAGGUCUGCGGCGCCCUUAAGAACAUCGUGGCCUGCGGCGCGGGCUUUGUCGAUGGUCUUAAGCUGGGCGACAACACCAAAGCAGCAGUAAUCCGGCUGGGUCUCAUGGAAAUGAUUCGCUUUGUUGACGUCUUCUACACCGGAAGCAAGCUAUCAACCUUCUUCGAGAGCUGUGGCGUAGCAGAUUUGAUUACGACAUGUUACGGUGGCCGAAAUCGCCGAGUAUCAGAAGCAUUUGUGACGUCCGGUAAAAGUAUUGAGGAACUGGAAAAGGAAAUGCUAAACGGUCAGAAGCUGCAAGGCCCACCUACUGCCGAGGAGGUGAACUACAUGCUUAAGAACAAGGGUUUAGAGGACAAAUUCCCCCUGUUCACCGCUAUCCACAAAAUAUGCACACAACAGCUUAAACCUAAUGAUUUAAUUGAUUGCAUACGCAAUCACCCUGAGCAUAUGCAAAAUUUGUAAAUCUCUAAGGAAGUCGAGAACGUUUUUAACAUUUUUUAUGCACCACAGAAAUUAAAUGUAUUUUUUCAGCACAACAAAUCCAACUCAAUGAAUCUUACCUAACCAGCUGACUACGAGAUUUGUGUACAGGUUGUUGCAAUAGUUAGCUUAUUCUUUUAAAAUCAAAUCCACGCAUAUCCACAAAACCACGGAGAACAACUAACAACCAAAUCAAAGUCUGCUUUAAUUUUAAAGUGUAGUUUUUUUUAACCCUUACUAGCCAAGAAACAAACGCAAGUACCUAACAACUAUAUUGUAAUUUGUGUGGCCACGAGUAUUAGCGGUAUUCGAAGCAGCAAGUGGAGAAAAUUCUAGUCUAAUUUUAAACAUACUGCGUAGAUAAUAAAAUUUAAUAACUACCAAAUGAUUGUUGCAUAAAUAAAAGCUGAGUAGAAGCUUGAAGAACCUUAAAA